CAUAUAGUGACGGAGAUGCGAUGCUGCUGUGUUGGUGCUCAGGAGCUGGCAGAGCGCUACGCCCCUCUGCUGCGCCUGCCAGUGACGGAGGUGGGCGGAGCUCUGGAGCUCAUCAGGCAGCAGGCGGUGAAACGGGGCAAAGAGAGGCAGAGGUUCAGAGAGACGAGCGUCGCCACGCUGGAGCUCCUGCUGCCCCGGGACAACAGGAAGGAAACGAGGACCAAGAGCUACCUGGAGACGAGGCUGGACGCGAGGGUGCAGGAGCUGGUGGACAGGAUCGGAGAAGACUUCGGCCUGAAAUACAUCAAGCUGAUCCUCAACGGGAGAACUCUGUGUGUCGACCAGCCUCUGGACCAGCAGGGGGUGAAGAACCACAGCAAGGUGAUGGUGCUGAAGGUCAGUGACGCGGAGUGGAAGCUCCAGCUCAGCGAGGAGGAGGAGAAGGAGAAGAACCAGAAGGAGAGCCUCCAGAGGACCCAGAAGGGCUUCCAGAUCCUGUCCGAGCGAGAUGGCAGUGAAGACUCCUCCCCUUUCCUGGAGAUUGCUGACCAGAGAGGGAACCCUCUCACGAUCCCCCCCCAGGAGAAGAAGGCUCUGAUCCUGGCGAUGGGUUUCCAUGAGAAAGGUCGUUCUCUGAUGAAGAAGAAGCAGUUUGACCUCGCGCUGUGUCACCUGCUGCAGGCCGACCAGCAGUUCAGUCGCUGUGGCUCCGCCCUGCUGGCGUCGGUGGAUAACUUUGCCGUGCUGCAGCUGGACGUGGUUUGGUGCUACCGAGCUCUGGAGGCUUUGUCCUGCCUGGAGGACGGACGCAGUCGCCUACAGAGAGCCGAGGACUGCUUCCUGCGCUGCUACGGCGAGCGGCAGCAGCGGUUGCUCAUGAUCAAGGGUAACACGGGCAGAGAGGAGGUGUUGUUCCUGCGGCUGCACCUCCUUCAGAGCCUCCUCUCCUACGUCGAAGGGAACGACGCUCAGGCCCGACACCAGCUGUCCAAAGUGGAGGCCCUGUACACUCGUCUCUGUCUGGACUCUGAGAAAAUGGCUCAGCUGAUGUCUCUGGGCUUCACUGAGCGAGAAGCUCGGCUGGGACUCCGAGCCUGUGAGGGAGACCUGCAGGAGGCCGCCAUCCACAUCGGCAACCAGAGACAGGAACGAGAGGAGCUGAAGCAGAGGGAGAGGAAGAGGAGGAGCAGGAGGAUGGAGGCCAUCUCCAGCCUCACUGAGCUCGGUUACUCCAGGAGAGACGCCGCCAGAGCCCUGCAGCACGCUGACGGAGACGUGGACGUGGCGUAUGGAAUCCUGCUGGACUCCGGUGGAUCGGCUCAGGCCACAGGCAGCCACAGCGAGGGCUCCGUGGAGCAGCUCUUGUACCUGGGCUUCCAGAGGGACGUCUCCGAGGCCGCUCUCAGACUGACGGGCGGAGACGUCCAGUUGGCGACUCAGCUGCUGCUGGACCAGCAGGGUGUCCUCUCGCCGGAGCUGCUGUCAGAGUCCCCGUCCUCCGAGGAGCCCAGCACCUCUACAGGAGACGUGUCCACGGAGGACAGCGAGCUGGUGAACGAGGCCUUGGAGGACAUUGCUCGUCACGAGGAGGACUACCUGGACCUGAACCUGGAGGAGGAGAGCGAGCUCAUCGCCACCAUGAAGACCUACCUGAGCCCCGCCCACAGCGUGUGACACGCACGCGUACACGCACACGCAUACACGCACGCACACACACGCACACGCACACGCACACGCACACGCACACACAAACACACACACACGGUCCCAAGGUGACAAGUAGACUUUGAUUUCUUUCCAACUUCUCACUUUAUUUGAAAGUAAAGUGAGUUUGUCUGUUUAUUAUGAUUCUUACACACAUUCUGAUUUAUUUUAUUUUGUAAAUUAAACUUCAUUUAUUGUUGUUCUGACGACGAUAAUCAACAUUUUGUUUUUGUCAAACAUUUAAUUUAAUUUCCUUUCAUGUUUAUAUUGAGUUCCAUGUCCAAGACAAUAAAGAUCUGAAGGUUGAAUCUGUGAUGAUC
This is a messenger RNA of Gasterosteus aculeatus aculeatus (three-spined stickleback), 2024 nucleotides long. NCBI's taxonomy places the organism in Eukaryota, Metazoa, Chordata, Actinopteri, Perciformes, Gasterosteidae. The record is from RefSeq and is a predicted model, not a curated record.